This is a messenger RNA of Ectocarpus siliculosus, 699 nucleotides long. The record is from the annotation of a GenBank genome assembly. Lineage: Eukaryota; Phaeophyceae; Ectocarpales; Ectocarpaceae.
AUGGAGCAGCCGUACCGGGAAACGGGGAAUUGGAACGAGCUCUUCCAAUCGGCGCUCGAUCUCCCGGAAGAUACUCCCGACCAGUGCUACAGGAAGUGGGAGCGCAUGACCACGGUUAACCGGGACUUCAAGGCGGCGGCGGUUACCUACGGGAAAACAAUCAUCUCGGAGUACUUCCUGGACUUGAAGCACAAGAGCAUCAAGCCCAACGAGAACCUCGGGGGGUCAGCAGGAGGGAUGAAGUUCGUGUGGCGAGGGAUUCUGUUCAAGCUCGCGGAUGGGUCGAGGGGGCCCUACCUCGGAAACGACGAAGCUGCCGCAAAAGGAGCGGGGCACGACUUGAGAGGCGCGACACACUACCUAGACGCACGCAUUCGCGGGCUGCGGUACGCGCUCCAGUGCCUCAUCGACUACAAGGGCUUCCGAAUGACGGCACAGGCCGUGCUUCCGGUGAGCUCGGAAACCCUUCGCUACGGGUCGUCUGACGCGGGCAGGACUGUUCAUAAUGACAGCGAAAACCUGGCCAAGAAGCUCAAGGCCGUGGCAAAGAAGCUCAACCUCCGCACGCACUGGGUCAAUGAUAAGGAAAUGUACUCGGCAUGCGACAUCGAAGGACACGUCGGUGAAGGCGGUAGCCACUACCUGCUUGACUUCGCCCGGAGCUUCCCACCAGAGAGCCCGAAAAAGUCUGAAAGGUAA